AUGAAGCCAGGUCUGCUGCUCCUCGUCGCACUGGUAGCCGCGGGGCCAGCCCUUGCUCUCCGCUGUCACGUGUGCUCCAGCUCCACCAACUGCGAGAAAGCUCAGGACUGUACGGCCAGCGCACGCUACUGCAGGACCAUAACCAAGCUGGAGCCCCUGCUGGGGAACCUGGUGGAGAAGGACUGCGUGGAGUCGUGCACGCCCACGCACAACCUUCAGGGCCAGGUCAGCAGUGGCGCGACGGCCACCCGGUGCUGUCAGGGCGACCUGUGCAACAAGAGCCUGCAGAGCAGCGCCCCCGCCCGCAGCCGGCUCAGCGGCCCCGCCCCCGGCCUGGCGCUGGCCCUCGGCCUCCUCCUCGCCGCCCUCCUCUCGGCCCCCAGCCUGUGA
Lynx canadensis (Canada lynx) is the source of this 390-nucleotide messenger RNA. It is a transcript of the gene LY6D, whose product is annotated as lymphocyte antigen 6 family member D. Lineage: Eukaryota; Metazoa; Chordata; Mammalia; Carnivora; Felidae. The coding region runs from base 1 to 390 and encodes 129 amino acids. Gene Ontology annotation, biological process: lymphocyte differentiation. Gene Ontology annotation, cellular component: cell surface. The transcript has 3 exons. The record is from RefSeq and is a predicted model, not a curated record.